Messenger RNA from Eruca vesicaria subsp. sativa (arugula), 2911 nucleotides. NCBI's taxonomy places the organism in Eukaryota, Viridiplantae, Streptophyta, Magnoliopsida, Brassicales, Brassicaceae. The record is from the annotation of a GenBank genome assembly.
AUUACUCCCUCAAAACUUGCUUAGUCCGUAACUCAAAGCUAGAUCCAAAUUUUAUUUUAUUUUCCUUUUCGAAUAUAACCCUUUUUUAACUUUCACUCCAUUUGCAUGCUCAUUGAAAGCUUUCAGCAUAGCUAGAAAGUGUUACAAGAGAAGGAACCCAAAACAAUCCAAUGGGUGUUGUAACAGAGUCACAGUUCCAUGUUUUGGCUGUUGAUGAUAGUCCCUUUGAUCGGAAAAUGAUAGAAAGAUUGCUGCAAAAGUCUUCAUGUCAAGUAACUACAGUUGAUUCAGGCUCUAAAGCUCUCGAGUUUCUUGGUUUGAGAGAAAGCAAUGAGAGCGACGACCCAAAUGCUACCUCUACAUCACCUGAAGUUGAAAUAAAUCUUAUAAUUACAGAUUACUGUAUGCCUGGCAUGACUGGUUAUGAUUUGCUCAAGAGAGUUAAGGAAUCAGCAGCAUUUAGAAGCAUUCCUGUAGUAAUAAUGUCAUCUGAGAAUGUACCUGCUAGAAUCUCCAGAUGUCUGGAAGAAGGAGCUGAGGAGUUUUUCUUGAAACCAGUGAAGUUAGCUGAUCUUACCAAGUUGAAAUCUCAUAUGAUGAAACCCAAGUUGAAGAAAGAAAGUGAGAAACCAGCAGCAGAAGUGAAACCGGAGAUAGAAGAAAAAGAAUCGUCAGUGAUUGAAAUCUUGACUCUCCAUCAAGAACUUGAUUCCGAGCAACAAGAACCAGUGUUGAGUAAUAAUAAGAGGAAAUCAAUGGAAGAAGUGAUAUCUACUACUGAUCGAUGACGUCCUAAAUACAAUGAUAUCACAACAUCGAUCUGACUGGGUGUUCAGAUAAGUUUUUUCUCAAAACUUUAAUUCAGAGUUUUUGUUAGGUUCUUAGUAGGAAUGCUUCUUCUGGUAACUACAGGGUUGCUAUAUAAAAUAAAUCAGGGGAUAUAUAUGUAGAUGAUGAUAAAGUACUAUUAUCGACACAAGAUGGUGUAUAUUCCAGCACAUCUGAAAUGUAUAUCAUCACAAACUAGCAAAUAUAUAAUAAUAACACUUCGGGUUAGCCUUAAAAACACAGCAGGAUCUCGUGGUUCUUCUCCUAUAAACCAUAUCAUCUCUGCAAAACUGUCUAACAAAUCCUAAAAGCUACUCAGAAACUUAAAAAAUCAAAAAGAAAAGCGGAAGCAAAAUAGGUAUCAAUAUUGCCAUAUUGCCCCCACACAGGAAAACAAAUGGAGACAUCAUGGACCAGAGUGAUGGGACACUGGCCCGAUUUCAUUGGGUUGAGUUCUGUUAGAGCUGUUUUCUAAUCUACCCAUCAUCAGCAAGUAAUGAUACUUUAGAGUGAUUGCAUGAGGCUGGUUUCACCGAGCAAGAGCAGUGUCCACUCCCAUUAACAUGUCAUUGCCUUCCAACUUUCCAAGUCCGUUAUGAUCUCGAUGUGUACAUGUAACAACUUUCGUCUCCUUGGGAUUUAGACUGAUUAUAUAGAGUAUCGAUUCCAAUCCCUUACCAGGAUGACUUACUUGAAUCCGAGAUCUUAUCACUAGGAUCCCAUGGGACGAACUUUUAUAGUAAUAUUAUUUUUUCACCGACUAAUGUCAUAAUGAGCUUCUUCAUUCUAAUAGUUUAAUGUCAUUCUCUUAAUGGGCUUUUACCAGACAACUAUAGAAUGGGUCCCAAAUAUAGAAAAAAAAAACAAAAUACGUCUAAUCAUACGGGAAUGAUUUGUUGUUCGUUGGGGAAAUAUCGGCUAACUCAUCAUAGAGGACAUUAAAAAAAAAUUAAUGGUUAGCCUUCGGGUAAGGUUGAUAUAAAAGUUUGGGAGGGGUCUUCACUUUUACGCUCGAAUUUAUUGGUCGAACACUGACGUGUCACCUAACACUCUCCUAGCUGGCCAGAAAGAGACGCGACGCGGCUGGUGAAAAGUAUGGCGACGUAAUUAUUGAUUGGUCUGAAGAUACCCCGCAUGUGUCACGUGUUAAAUAUACAUUCAUAUUUCUCUCUUCGCUUCAUCACUGGUGGUUUGUCUCCCAUCCAAAUCGAUCGAACUCGCGAAAACUAAAGCUCUCUUAGAAAUGGCUAUGCCUUUGGAAAUGGCCAUGCAUCUGACUAAGACCGUAUGGUUUGCUCUGAGCGGCUGGAUUUUCACAUGUUUGUGUAUCGCUGACGAAAUCGCUGGUUCUCUUAGAAACCGACAAAACAGCCAUCUCCAUGUCGGAUGAUCGAUUCAAGAUCCAAGAUUCUUCAUAUGCCUAUCACCAUUUCCUCCUCAGAGAUUUGUUUCUUUUUUUUUUAUGGCGAUGAGUCUAGAAACACUAUAAUUGAAGGUUUGUGUUUAGAGGAGGGAGAUGCAUAAGGUCAUGGUUUUCUCCAUGUAAAGUGGAGUUUGAUAUAUAUAUAUAUAUAUAUAUACAUAUAUUAUAUGUCUCAAUUUGUGUAUGCCAUGUUGAUUUGAGAGAAAAAUGUUGGGUUUUUGGUACAUUUUGAUACUUUUUUUUCUGGUCUCUGUUUCCAAAAUUGAGUUUUAAUUGAUAAUGAGAUUAAAUGAUAUACAAAUUUCGACGCUGUUCGUCCCUUUUUGGUUACGUUCCACUGUUCCAGUGAGAUUAAGAUGGUUUUGAACCUUUGGUGAAGAAGCAUUCAGAUGCUCGGUCAAAGAAUUACAAGACUAGAUCUACUUGCAGAUCAUCUCUGGCGAGUGAUGGUAUUCAUAGCUUUACCUUUUAAAGUGAUAAGGUCAUAGACAUGUAAUGAUUCAUUUGGUUCCAUUGUAGCGAAGAUGAUUAAGUGAAUAGAGCAUUUUGUCAGUCGUUAAAACUUGAAAUAUAUUAUUUAUAAAUUAAGCGCGUUAGAUCUUUUUUUACGGAUAAGUCAUUAAACUUUAUAAAAACAGAGUAUUAAGUUUCUUCAUUCCC